UUCCACAGUGUUUACUGGAUCCCCAACAUCUGUCAGUCCUUCCCAAGAAGCAUCAACAAUGACUACUGCUGUUCCAAUCACCACUAAAUCAACCAUUAAGCCAAUGGAAUGCUUCAAUGGAGGUACUUGGAAUGGAACCCUCUGUCUCUGUCCCACUGGUUAUAGUGGAAAGCAAUGCCAGGACAAGGCAAUUUUUUGCCAGAAUGGGGGCACCUGGGAUGGGAUCAAGUGCAUCUGUACCAGCAUCUUCUAUGGCCCCACAUGUGAAAUGGUUGUAGAAAACAUUCCAAUAGCGCCUCCUCCAGAAAAAGUCAAUGCUACCGUGGAAGUGAAAGUGUCUGUGACCAGUAUGGAAUUUACACAGGACUUAGAAAACUCAUCCUCGGAGGCCUAUAUGAAUUUCACUCAACAAUUCGAAGACCAGAUGGCUGAGUUUUACAAAAACAUCCCUCAGUAUGUUGGUGUGAAGAUCAAGCGUCUUUUAAAUGGCAGUAUAGUGGUGGAUCAUGAAGUGAUCCUGUCAACAGAUUUCACCCCAGAUUUCCAGUUAGAACUGAAGAAUAUCACACAGAUAGUACAGGACACAAUUAUAAAAGCAACCAAGGAGCAAACAGGUGAAAAUUGCACAGGCAUGUGUUUCAAUCCUGUAAAGACAACUGUGGAAGAGCCUGUAGUGCAUUAUGAUCCUCUGAAGGAAUGCCGAAAUAAUGUUGCAGAUGAUUUUAAGGAUUUCUUCUACAUUGACUACAAGGAUAAACAACCACACUGUAUUAACCGCUGUACGAUGGGCUUCGAAUCAUCACUGAACUGCAACCAGGGAACGUGUCAAUUUGGGCUGAAGAAGCCUCAUCUAGGACCUCGAUGCCUCUGUUUCGUCACAGACACACACUGGUACCAGGGAGAAACCUGUAACUUCAGCAUCAGUAAAAAUCUGGUGUACGGGUUAGUAGGAACAUUAGGGGGAGUGUUGUCGAUCGCCAUUGUUGUUCUCUCUGUCUUCUUGCACCGGUCCUGGAGGAAGACCCAAAGGCAAAAGACCAAGCUGGAUCAAGUAUAUAAAUGGCAUGAAGAGGAUGGAGGACCAGCCCCUGGGAGCUUCCAGAAUAUAGGCUUUGACAUCUGUGAAGAACAAGAAAAUUCCCUUAACAUGGAUUCCAUUUAUAGUAAUUUCCAGCCCUCUUUGGGUCACAUUGACCCUGAAAAGAAGAUCCAGAUCCAAAGGCCACAGGUGGUGAUGACUUCAGUAUGAGGCAACAACUUGUCAGAAAAGGAAACAAAACUCACAGCAGAAAAAACCCUGUAGUUCAACCCUGCAUACAAUUGGCAUCAAUUACUACAAUAUUAAAGAAAGCAGAAUUGAGUGAAGGAACAAAGACUUGGGUUUUGUUGAUGUGAGAUUAUGCCUGUAAAUUGCUUUGUAAACCAUUUAAAUGUUAUACAAACUUGAUAUAUUAUUAUUAUUUUUGUUACUGUUA
Messenger RNA from Antechinus flavipes (yellow-footed antechinus), 1475 nucleotides. RefSeq names its product mucin 17, cell surface associated (gene MUC17). The transcript has 11 exons. The record is from RefSeq and is a predicted model, not a curated record. Bases 59 to 1249 code for a protein of 396 amino acids. Lineage: Eukaryota; Metazoa; Chordata; Mammalia; Dasyuromorphia; Dasyuridae.